AACUUUUAGCCAACAUAUCUCGCGAGAUUCUGACUUGAACUUGUUAUUAGGUGCGCGCAGCGCUCGUCUCCAAUCAGUGCCGGACGCAGCUCCGAUGUGCGUCUGUGGACAGAUGGGACCCAAUCUAUGAGCGGAAAUCUGGAUCCACUACUCCAUCUGACAUAUGGGACUCUUCUUUCUCAGCAUGUGGGCUCUUCGGAACCGAGUGCGAACGGUUCGUGCGUGGAGACGAGACUUUUCCACAGUUUCAACUAUAUUUUGCUGCAGAGGGGCUUCGAUGACACUGAUCAUUCAAAGAAGUGUGAGAUUGCAUCAACAUAGUUCUGCACAGUUACUUCGUUCAAACAGGCCUCCAAAAGGUUUUGAAAGCGUUUUCCCAAAGAGAAAGGAUGGAACUGGCAACACAACAUCGGCAAGAGAUAAAAGAAAUACGGAGCAAGACUCACUUGGAAGCAAAAGACAGGAAGGAAACGGUGGCAGGGGUGAAAGAGAAGGAGGUAAAAAGAAGGAAUCCCGGUGGUGGACAAGAUUUAAGAAAGAUUUCCCCUUAGAUGAAGGGACUGUGCAGAACGUUGCACUUGGUGCGGCAGGCAUGAUCACAGCCUUUUUAUACUUCCACUUCAGGGAAACGGGAGUCCAGAUCUCCUGGAAGGAUUUUGUGCAUCGGUUCUUGAGCAAAGGCUUGGUUGGUCAUGUAGAGGUGGUCAACAAAGAGUAUGUCAAAGUGUUUCCCGCCGAGGGGGUGGACUCAUCAGAAGUGAACUAUUUGUGGUUUAACAUUGGCAGCGUGGCCUCGUUUGAACGUAAGCUGGAGAUGGUUCAGGAGGAAAUGGGUCUGGACUCCACAGAGAAAGUACCUGUACUCUACACCAGUGAAAGCGAUGGGACGAUAGCUUUAAGUGUUCUCCCUACUUUACUCCUGGUUGGCUUCUUACUUUUUGCAACACGGCAGGGGCCCAUGGCAGGAGCCCACGGCGGUUUCACAGGAAGUCCAUUCAGCAUGAAUGCAUCUAAAGCCAAGAUAGCUAAAGACACUGGAAGUGUUCGUUUUAAGGAUGUGGCUGGCUGCGAAGAGGCCAAACUGGAGAUCUUGGAGUUUGUCAAUUUUCUGAAGAACCCAGAUCAGUACCAUGACUUAGGAGCCAAGAUCCCGAAGGGGGCGCUGUUAUCAGGAUCCCCUGGAACUGGAAAAACUUUGCUGGCAAAGGCCACUGCAGGAGAGGCCAACGUCCCCUUCAUCACGGUCAACGGCUCUGAGUUUCAGGAGGUUUUCGUUGGGGUGGGCCCCGCAAGAAUAAGAGAUGUGUUUGCCAUGGCUCGCAAGGUGGCCCCCUGCAUAGUCUUCAUCGACGAGAUCGAUGCCGUCGGCCGGAGGAGAGGCGGCGGGAGCUUCGGCUGGCAGAGCGAGCAGGACAACACUCUGAACCAGUUGCUUGUGGAAAUGGAUGGAUUCAACAGCAGCACUAACAUCGUUGUGUUAGCCGGCACCAAUCGAGCCGACGUCCUGGACCCGGCUCUGAUGAGACCGGGACGCUUCGAUCGACAUAUACAUUUGGACCUGCCAGAUAUAAGAGGCAGAGCAUCCAUCUUUAAAGUGCAUCUGAGGCCUUUGAAGUUGGAGCCCGGUUUGAAUUUAGACGAUCUGUCCAGGAAAUUGGCCGCUCGGACCCCGGGUUUCACCGGGGCUGAAAUUGCCAGCGUUUGUAAUGAAGCUGCACUGAGAGCUGCACGUCACCUCAGCCAGUUCAUCAGCGCUCAGCACUUUGAGCAGGCUGUUGAGAGGGUCAUUGGAGGUCUGAAGAAAAACACUCAGCCACUGCAGCUUCUAGAAAAGACGACUGUGGCGUAUCACAAGGCUGGUCAUGCCGUAGCAGGGUGGUUCCUCGAGCAUGCAGAACCUCUGUUUAAGGUGUCCAUUGGUCAUGGAGGGAGAGGUCUGGGUUAUGCCCAGUAUCUGUCUGAAGAGGUGCACCUGCUGAGCCAGGACCAGCUGUUUGACAGGAUGUGCAUGAUGUUAGGAGGUCGAGUGGCUGAACACGUCUUUUUUCGUCAAAUAACCACCGGGGGCCAGGAAGACCUAAGGAAAGUCACACAGACUGCGUACGAGCAGGUUGUACAGUUUGGAAUGAACAAGGCGGUGGGCCAGGUUUCCUUUGACCUCCAUCUUCAGCAAAACGCAGUCACAGAGAAGCCCUACGGCGAAUUUUCAGCGCAGCUCAUAGAUCAGGAGGUCCGCUCCCUCGUAGACGUCGCCUUCCAGCGAACACUCCAGCUUGUGGUCGAAAAAAAGGAGAUGGUGGAAAAGGUGGCAAAACGUCUUCUCGAAAAAGAGAUGCUGGACAGAGCCGACAUGGUCGAGCUUCUAGGACCUCGACCCUUUCAGGAGAACAGCUCAUAUGAGGAGUUUAGUGAAGCGUUAGACUCAGAAGAGGAAACCUCACCGCCCGAAGGACUAAAGGACAGACAGAGAAGUCAAAAAGGACCAAUAACUGAGCUGUCUUUGGUACCCCAACAAGGCAGGAUGUCUUCCACAACACUGGGAACCCUUUCUGGUUCUCUAACAGACCCUCGGAGGCCCUCAUAAAAUAGCUGGUGUUUUAUUGAGGUGAAAUUACACACUUUUGGUCUAAAUUUAGUAGUUAUAACCAAUAUAAUCCACUGGAUAGCAUUAAGAGUUACCAGUGAAUACAAAUGCAUGCCACACUUUUCAGAAGCCAUAAAUUGUUUUUCCUUCCACUUUAAA
Molecule: messenger RNA, 2743 nt
Organism: Fundulus heteroclitus (mummichog)
Lineage: Eukaryota; Metazoa; Chordata; Actinopteri; Cyprinodontiformes; Fundulidae
Product: AFG3-like protein 1
Exons: 18
Coding region: 164-2584 (806 amino acids)
Biological process (GO): protein-containing complex assembly; mitochondrial protein processing
Cellular component (GO): membrane; m-AAA complex
Molecular function (GO): ATP hydrolysis activity; metalloendopeptidase activity; ATP-dependent peptidase activity
Source: RefSeq, a predicted model, not a curated record